Nicotiana attenuata is the source of this 870-nucleotide messenger RNA. RefSeq lists its product as uncharacterized. NCBI's taxonomy places the organism in Eukaryota, Viridiplantae, Streptophyta, Magnoliopsida, Solanales, Solanaceae. The record is from RefSeq and is a predicted model, not a curated record. The coding region runs from base 1 to 870 and encodes 289 amino acids. The transcript has a single exon.
AUGGUGGAGCUGGUAUCGGUGAUGAGGAACAUUAAGGAAGCACGGAUCCCGAGGCCAAUAAGAUCCGAUCCCAGUCAGAGAGAUCCUAAUCUAUGGUGUGAGCAUGGGACUAAUGGCCACUGGACCCGGGACUGCCAAUAUCUGCGCGAGGAGGUGGUGACAUUUCUGAAAAAUGAACAUCUUAGAGAGUUCUUACACAAUUGGGAAAAAUAUAACUACGGCAGCAACCAGGAUAAUGCAGAGCCAUCGAAGAUAGGAGAAGAUCCUCCUCGACUAACGAUGAACAUGAUUUUCGGGUCGAACGAGAUUAAUGGUGUAACCUUUUUGGCAACAAAAAAGACAAAGGUAUCAGUGAUUCGUAGCAAGAGACUUCGGGAAGUCACUGAGGACGAUAUCACCUCCAUAGAGGAGGACACCGAUGGACUCUUACUACCGCAUAAUGAUGCCCUGGUAACUUCUCUUAAUGUUUUAGAUUUUAAAACUGAAUGCGUUUUGGUGGACCCAGGAAGUUCAGCCAAUAUCAUUCAAUGGAGAGUGUUGAAACAAGCCAAGCUAUCCGAAAGCAUCAUUCCUAGCACAAAGCUCCUCACCGGGUUCAACUUAGAGAGUGUGACAACUCUAGGGGAUAUCCUGCUACCCACAAAUGCCGAAGGGAUCAUGAAGACUACCUUGUUUGAAGUAGUAGACGACGACAUGGGUUACAACAUUAUUCUUGGCAGACUGUGGCUACAUGAGAUGAAGGCUAUGCCAUCAACUUCUGAAAUUCCCAACUUCAGAGGGAUUAAGCGAACAAGAGGGAAUCAACCGGCAACAAGGGAGAUGAACCCGAUCUCGGAUUCCAGCAAUAAAGGGAAGGAACAUACGGCAUAG